Messenger RNA from Tyto alba (common barn owl), 11092 nucleotides. It is a transcript of the gene SPECC1L, whose product is annotated as sperm antigen with calponin homology and coiled-coil domains 1 like. The record is from RefSeq and is a predicted model, not a curated record. Gene Ontology annotation, biological process: actin cytoskeleton organization. The transcript is spliced from 16 exons. Gene Ontology annotation, cellular component: microtubule organizing center; filamentous actin. Gene Ontology annotation, molecular function: protein binding. Bases 208 to 3570 code for a protein of 1120 amino acids. Lineage: Eukaryota; Metazoa; Chordata; Aves; Strigiformes; Tytonidae.
CCGCGAGGGGCGGGGCGCAGGCGGAGGGGUCGCUGCCGUCCCCGCGCGCCCCUCCGCGCCCCCUCCCCCCUCCCGCCGGCGGCGCUCGCGACCCGGCCCGGCCCGGCCCGGCGCCCACCCCCCGAGACUCGGGCCGCGCCGCGAAGAAGCGGGAAGGAGGCGGCUGCCCGAUUUGUUUGUAAAUGCAUCAUAAACAGACAGCCCAGAAUGAAGAAAGCAAGCAGGAGUGUUGGCUCAGUGCCCAAAGUGCCUGGAGUAAAUAAAACUCAAACAACCGAAAAAGCCAAACCAGAAAACGGCUCCUCAGUGUCUGCAGUAACAAAACUCUCCAAAACUGGGACAUCAGCAUCUCUUUUGAAGACUAAGAGUAAUGAUGACCUCUUAGCGGGGAUGGCCGGUGGUGGUGGAGUGACAAUGACCAAUGGUGUCAAGGCAAAGAAGAGCACUUGUGUCUCAACAGCAUCUUCAGCAUCAGGGACAACCAUGAACAGUCUGGAAAAUAAACCCAAAACUAUUGCAGGUACAAGUUCCACAACUAAGCGUAGCACUUCAUCUGGAAAUAAAGAGUCAAGCUCUUCUAGAGAAAGGAUACGCGAUCGUUCUCGUUUAAGCCAGAGCAAAAAGCUGCCUUUGACUGGACAGGGGACCAAUGAUACGGUACUGGCAAAACGCUCCCGUAGUCGCACCAAUCCAGAAUCAGAUAUUCGAAUGAGCAAGUCCAAAUCAGACAAUCAAAUCAGUGACAAAGCUGCACUGGAAGCAAAGGUGAACGAUCUUUUGACAUUGGCAAAAACUAAAGAUGUAGAAAUCUUGCAUCUGAGGAAUGAACUAAGGGACAUGCGUGCUCAGCUGGGACUUAAUGAAGAUCAACUUGAAGGUGAUGAAAAAUCUGAAGAAAAAGAGGCCAUUGUUGUACAUCAGCCAACUGAUGUAGAGUCUACGUUGCUACAGUUACAGGAACAAAACACUGCCAUUCGAGAAGAGCUCAACCAGCUGAAGAAUGAGAAUCGAAUGUUAAAAGACAGACUAAAUGCAUUAGGCUUUUCUUUGGAACAAAGGCUGGACAACUCUGAAAAACUCUUCGGCUAUCAGUCUUUGAGUCCAGAGAUUACAGCUGGCAACCAUAGUGAUGGUGGUGGUACUUUGACAUCUUCAGUGGAAGGUUCUGCUCCUGGAUCAAUGGAAGACUUGUUAAGUCAGGAUGAAAACACUUUGAUGGACAACCAACAUAGUAAUUCCAUGGAUAAUUUAGACAGUGAGUGCAGUGAAGUUUAUCAGCCACUAACAUCAAGCGAUGAUGCCUUAGAUGCGCCAUCAUCUUCAGAGUCUGAAGGCGUACCAAGUAUAGAAAGAUCUAGGAAGGGAAGCAGUGGCAAUGCAAGUGAAGUGUCUGUAGCUUGUUUGACAGAACGAAUACAUCAGAUGGAAGAGAAUCAACACAGUACAGCUGAAGAGCUCCAAGCCACACUUCAAGAGCUUGCAGAUUUGCAACAAAUAACACAAGAGCUAAACAGUGAGAAUGAAAGACUUGGAGAGGAGAAAGUAAUCCUUAUGGAAUCUUUGUGCCAGCAAAGUGACAAGUUAGAACACUUCAGCCGUCAGAUUGAGUAUUUUCGGUCCCUUUUAGAUGAACACCAUAUCUCAUAUGUAAUUGAUGAAGACAUGAAAAGUGGUCGCUACAUGGAGUUAGAGCAACGGUAUAUGGACCUUGCAGAGAAUGCUCGGUUUGAGCGAGAGCAGCUGUUAGGUGUUCAGCAGCACUUGAGCAACACUUUGAAGAUGGCAGAACAAGACAACAAGGAGGCCCAAGAAAUGAUAGGGGCAUUAAAAGAACGAAAUCACCACAUGGAACGGAUUAUUGAGUCAGAGCAGAAAAGCAAAACAGCGAUAGCAUCUACCUUAGAGGAGUACAAGGCCACAGUAGCCAGUGACCAGAUUGAGAUGAACAGGCUGAAAGCUCAGUUAGAGCAUGAAAAGCAGAAGGUGGCUGAGUUGUAUUCUAUACACAACUCUGGAGAUAAAUCAGACAUACAAGAUUUGCUGGAGAGUGUCAGGCUGGAUAAAGAAAAAGCAGAGACAUUGGCCAGUAGUCUGCAAGAAGAGCUGGCACACACUCGCAAUGAUGCCAAUCGAUUGCAAGAUGCCAUUGCUAAGGUUGAAGAUGAAUACAGAGUGUUUCAAGAAGAAGCCAAGAAACAAAUUGAGGAUCUCAAUGUGACUCUAGAAAAACUUCGGACAGAACUAGAUGAGAAAGAGACCGAGAGAAGUGACAUGAAAGAAACUAUCUUUGAGUUGGAGGAUGAAGUAGAGCAGCAUCGUGCUGUGAAGCUUCAUGACAAUCUCAUCAUAUCAGAUUUGGAGAAUACAGUUAAAAAACUUCAGGACCAAAAGCAUGACAUGGAAAGAGAGAUAAAGAAUCUUCACAGGAGGCUUCGGGAGGAGUCAGCAGAAUGGCGUCAGUUCCAGGCUGAUCUACAGACUGCAGUGGUUAUAGCAAAUGAUAUAAAGUCUGAAGCCCAGGAAGAGAUAGGAGACCUGAAGCGUAGAUUACAUGAAGCUCAGGAGAAAAAUGAGAAGCUCACUAAAGAGUUGGAGGAAAUAAAGUCACGCAAGCAGGAAGAGGAACGUGGUCGAGUGUACAAUUACAUGAAUGCUGUAGAGAGAGAUUUGGCAGCUCUGAGACAAGGAAUGGGCCUGAGCCGCAGAUCGUCCACCUCCUCAGAGCCAACUCCUACUGUAAAAACACUCAUCAAGUCUUUUGACAGUGCUUCCCAAGUUCCAAGCCCUGCUGCUGCCACAAUUCCUCGCACUCCCCUGAGCCCAAGUCCCAUGAAAACUCCCCCAGCUGCUGCUGUGUCACCUAUGCAGAGGCAUUCUAUAAGUGGACCAAUCUCAGCUUCAAAACCCCUUGCUACACUGACAGACAAAAGACCAAGCUAUGCUGAAAUCCCUGUUCAAGAACAUUUGUUGAGAACAUCUUCUACCAGCAGGCCAGCAUCUUUGCCAAGAGUACCUGCUAUGGAAAGUGCCAAAUCUAUUUCUGUCUCUCGAAGAAGUAGUGAAGAAAUCAAGCGGGAUAUCAGUGCACCUGAUGGAUCAUCUCCAGCAUCUCUCAUGGCAAUGGGUACCACCUCACCACAGCUGUCACUCUCAUCUUCUCCUACGGCAUCAGUCACCCCUACAACCAGAAGUCGAAUAAGGGAAGAGAGGAAAGAUCCCUUGUCUGCCCUAGCAAGAGAAUAUGGAGGAUCCAAGAGAAAUGCCUUGCUGAAGUGGUGCCAGAAAAAAACCGAAGGAUAUCAGAAUAUCGACAUAACAAACUUCAGCAGUAGCUGGAAUGAUGGCUUAGCUUUCUGUGCAGUCCUCCAUACUUACCUCCCAGCCCAUAUUCCCUAUCAAGAACUAAACAGCCAGGACAAGAGAAGAAAUUUCACUUUGGCUUUUCAGGCAGCUGAAAGUGUUGGCAUUAAAUCUACUCUGGACAUCAAUGAAAUGGUGCGAACUGAGCGUCCAGACUGGCAGAAUGUCAUGCUGUAUGUUACAGCAAUUUACAAAUACUUUGAAACCUGAAAUCAUAAUAAUUCAGCAGAAUCCUGGGAUAGAACCAACAUGAGCUACCAGAUGGAAAUCUUGCUGAAAUGCUAAUCCCCAUUUCACUGAAAACUGGCAACAUUUGAGUCCCCUCAAACUUCAGUGACACUAUCCUGGAUCGCCUCAGAUUGCUUCAGCUACUAAGCCUGGAAACAACUGUUUAAAAGCAAGAACUUGUUGACACAGUGCUUGGAAUAAAACAAGUCAUUAAGCUAUUCAGAUUAAUUAUGUAGCCUAAAGAGCCUGGACUAAUGUGCUGCCAUUUCCAGCCAGGCUUCCUGAAGCUUUCUUUUCUAUGAGUGUGUGAUGAAUGGAUCCUCUAGCAUAUAGGAGACUGAAUGUACAGAUAAAGCUUUAAGAAGGAAAAGGAUAACAUGGCAUCAUAUUACUGAACUUUCUGUAGCACCCUGAUACCACAGAGUCUGAAUAUUCUACUCACAGCAUACAGCACCCUGAUAUACUAGAGUUCUUAAUGGCAAUUUAGUUACUGCCUUUACAGCUAUUUUCCCAUCUUUAAAAUGUGCACAAUAUUCUAGGAAAACAAGCUUUUAUUCCAUAAUGACAAAUUGAGUGGAAAAGUGCUCUCAAUACCUCGAAAAAUUUGGCACAGAAGAACUCUUCAUUUUAAAGCUUCAUUAUCAGCCUACCUCUGUCACAGUGAUGUGGCUUCCAACUUUAUCUUACAGAUUGUAAAGACUAGCACAUACAGCUCCUGGUUUUCAGGGUAUGCUAUACUUCAAGGAAUCUGUCCGAACUCCCUGUGCUUCCAUUAUAACAGAAAUGAAUCAAUAAUCAACCCCUGUUUGGCUUGUUCUUUCCUCUCUUCCUUCUUUGCCUGUAUAGCACAUACAGCUUCCCCAGGCUUUACAGCAAUACAAGCAUACAUCAUGGAUUUCUGUGGUAGAAUUUUGGAACUGGGAUAGCAUUUCCUCUGCAGAGAAGAUAUUUUCAAUACGAUGUAAUAAUGUAGUAGUUUGUCUCAAAAUCCAGCUUUGCCAUGUUUUCUGUGUGUUUUUCAUUGAUCUUGCACAUCCUCAUCUGACUGACAGAAGGUGAGGCGUUCUCUGACAAGAACUGUGGAGGAACUGAUGUAAUGUGUAUACACCCAGUAGUCUCGAAUAUUGCGUGGAAAUGACUCACUGUCACAAGGAAGGAAUUGAGAAACUUUAGUCUGCUCAGCUUCUAUUGUCCUAAAAUGUACCUGAAUUCUUGUAACAGCUCUUGGUCAAAAGAGUUCAAGUAAGUGCCUUAGCGAUCAUUGAAUUGAUACAUCCUGGCACUUGUGCAGAAUGUUAAUGGCUCAGAACAAUCUCAUAUAUCCAUUUGUCAUAAGCUGUUUGUUGUAAUCUUGUUUGUCACAUCAAGGGAAGACUUCACUCUGUCAUUGCUUCUGCCUCUUUUUUUUCUGAAUACUUAUCAGCAGUUAAGCCACAGUUGAACAUCUCACAUUAAUAUUAAGCAGAAGUCUACUUAGAAGUGAGUUCUGUAACAACUGCUAUUUAUAAGCACAUGCUCUUUGAACACAGUAACCCUGUUAUAAAGAAAAUGAAUCUGCCAUUCCUAUGGUGCUCUUAUGACUGUUAAGGACAGUUUGAAUGUCAUAAAUGUUAACCCAGUGAAUGCAACCGUGCUUGGCAUCUGUGAAACUUCAUCAUGGUAUAAAAGCACAGAUUUAACUCAAAAUUAUUGCCAAAUCCAAAAACCUAUCAUCUGGAAAACAUAGCCCAUGUUGAAGAGUAAUAAUUCAGCAUACCUGUAGCAGCUAGCAUUGUAUAAAAAUAUACUCUUACAUUGAUAUGUGCCUAUGAGAAUUACAAAAUUUUGCAAAAUAACUACUUAAUCCAUGCUGAGAGCCUUUGGAGAAGUUUUCAGAGCAGCAGUGUCUCACACAUUCUUACAGUUCUUUAUAAUCCUGAAAGUAGCUAGAUACCCUCAGAUUAUUAACUGGUGCAUUUGAAGAGCCAACGUGAUCUAAAGACAGUUGUUGCAAGAGAGGUUUCAAGUGAAAAAUCUUCCUUAACAGAUUUUAAUAAAAAUCUGAAAUACAAUUUCCUCUCUUGUAUAUUCCUUCAGAAAUUUUUGUUUCCUUAAUUUCUUCAAACAAAUUUCAAUAAUAGUCGUAGUGGAAAUACAUAUUAUUGCUGUCUCACAUUCCAUCUCCUACUAAAUUCCAGGUUUUUCCAAUUUCUGCUUAAAAUAACCUAGUCAUCCUCUGAAUAGACACCCUUACCUAUGAUUGUCUUAUUGCCUUAGAUUUUAAGAAAAUACUUUUCUAAUGAAAAGAAUAGUAUUUGUUGGUCUAAAUUCACUCAUGACCUGUUUUGGUACAGUAAUUUGAACUUUAAGAAGUUUAAGCUGAUUUUUUUUUCUGUCCAUUGGUCAACCUCGUUUACUGGGAAUGUUGUAUUAGUCCUUAACUAAAAUAACACUAAUGAUAUAACCAUUCGAAAAAGAGGAAAUCCCAUUUUCGAGAUGCUUUCUGUUAAAAAGAUGAGCUGCUUGUCUUCAUAGAGGGAGAAGGAAAAGUUAUUAGUAAUUAUAAAAAUGAUCUUGUUUUGAACUUCAGAGCUCUGCAAACUUCUUGGCGUGAUCUGCCUGAUAAACCUCUGCUGUGUUCAUAUCUGUAAAGGAAUAUUGUGCAUCAUGAAGAUUUUUUUUUUUAUAUAUAAUGAUAUAUCUGAGCAUUUACAUAUAAGAUGCUCCACAGCUGGAAGUAAUAAAGCAAUGGAAGAUCUAAACCAAACAUAAUGCCCUGCUGCACUCUACAGCAUGUUUUUUCUGAAUGUUCAAACCACAUUUAAUUUUUCAAGAGGAAGAAUAGCUGUAGCUCUUCUGGACAUGAAUGAUACUGUUCUGUUUGGUUCCUACUCAUAGUUAAUCCUGAAACAGCCUGGGUUUUUUUGUACAUAUGAAGUGCAAGUUUAUGCUGAGUUACUUUUCUUUUUAAUCCAGAAAGUAUUUGUGAAUGUACUAAAAAAAGGAAAAUAUUUUAUCAUCAAUUUAUAUUACUGCAUUUUAAUAUGUGCCUUGCAAAUGCCUGUGCUGUAGUAUAUCAGGGUUACUUAUUGCCAGCUGUAGUAGUGGGGUGGGCAACAAAAUGGAGCUGUCAAACAUACUAAUGCAGAUACAGCUACAUCAUCCUCUGGAUCCUAUUUACUGAAACACUUCCAUAGGUUAGACAGGUCAGUUCAGAGCCAGAUAAGUGCUCAGUUUGGCUAGUUGUCAUCCUGAUGCGAGAUCAUUAGCAAUGAACUGAAAGAACAGUUGUGAGGUUUUCUUUAGCAAAAGUGAAGGGAUGGGAGGGAAAAUUUAAUUUUUGUUAUUCAGGAAAAUUAUGUCAGAGAGGUUUUGACAUGGAGUAUCUAACAACAGAACUGAUGUGACUUCAGAAUGGAUUACACUUGAUUUGGUUUUCGGCUGGUUUUGUUUGAUCCAGUUUGAUUUGGUUGUCUUCUAUAUUUAAAUAGAAACACUAAUUUAUUAUCUCUGAUGUGAAUAUCUGUCCGUCACAAAGACCUCUGAAAAACUGUGAGUGAAAUUUUCCCUUUUAAAAUUUUAUUUGUGGAUAGGUUCUCCAGAAGAUAGUAUUUAAUUACAGCAUAUUCUGACUUAAAAGUAAUUUUUUGUCUCUUUUGCAUAAAAUAUAUUCAAGUUACAUGUAGCAUUUCUGGUAUUUUUUUUAUCUUCAAUUUUGUAAAAUAUUUUCACUGUGUUUUUCUGUAAAGUCUGAUAUCAUGCUUUAGGGGCCCCUUAAUUUGCCAGACCUAAAUGAACUCAGUUUUAAUGUAUUGGUAUAAACUUAUAUUAAUAUCACUUGCAGCAGUCAUACUCUGGUUUUACAUGCAUAAGGAGAAAUAAAUGUGGCUCUUGCUGUAAUAAUGCAGUACAGUGGUUUAAACUGCUGAGGAUCUACCUUAAGAAUUUUGUAGCUGUGACAAAAAAUUCUCAUUGACAUCUCAUUUCUGUUAAUGAUCUCCAUGUUAAGUUUUUAUCUUUUUUUUCAGUUCCCUGGUUCAACACUUCAGACAUUUGGAUUCUGUUCCAUCACUAAAAAUUACAUGUACUGAGUUCUCUCUAUUUCUGUACAGUUUUGGACCAGGGUGCAAAUUUGAAACAAGAUUAUUUGGAAGUUGGAGAUAUGGAGAACUUCUGGGUGGUUUUCUUACUUUCUGUGUUCUACUUGCAACUUGUUUGGGAACGCUGUCUGGUUUUCAGGUGAUAUGUGACAAUAUCUUCCAAAGCUGCCCCCUCUGAAUGUCUGGCGUGAAGCUAUGCAUAGGCUAAAGUUAAGCCUUUAAAACUGUGCUCAUGUGACUCAUAGUGACUUUACUUCUUAUUUGCCUCUUGCAACUAAUACAAUCACAGCUUAACUGCAGGCUGCAUCAAACAGGAGCUAUUAAGGAGCAGAAUUCUUCUGGGAAGGAAUCCAGUUGUACACUUUUACACUAUUUUUUGCCUAUUGUGAGUAAGACUCUUGCUGAGGUAGCCUAAGAAAGAGGAUUUUAAAAUAGUAGUGUUCAUGUACAGAUUGAUUUAACUGUAUAGUUUUUUGUGGUCCUUCCCUUGACUUGGUAAAUAUUUAUUUCUGGUUUAUUUUUAUGUUCUGCCAAGCUCUAUUUCUGCAGUUCCUUUCUUAAAGCUAGUGUUAGUGUAUGAAUACUCAGUAAUAUUAACCAGUUUGAGAAAUUAUUUGGUGAGAAGAGGUAUUAAAGUGUAGUUGUCAUCCACAAGCGCUGGACAUGCCACUGAGCUUUCCCAAGUUAGCUUGUGUUGAUUGACAAAACAUAUUAGAGCUGUGUAACUCUCCCACAACUUCCUUAUCUCCUGUAUAGCCAACAUCACCCCAGGAUCUCCAAUCAGGUGUUCUUGCCCCCAAAUUAUCAUCCAUUUAGAUGAGUUAAGGGUCCAUACACAUCUCUUAAUGUAUUUAAUUGUCUCUAUUUAGAAAGGUUUCGCUAAUAGUGUUUCUGCUUUCAAAGAAGAGUGGCUGGCUGGAUUUUAAAUUAUGAUCUGAUUUGCUGAAGAUUCCCAAUCCUUCAUUCAUCUAAGUUUCUUUUUGUUGUUGUUGUUGUAUUCCCUGAUUUUGGUAUCAGUGUUGUAGUACACUUUGUAGUUGUCAAAGCCAAGAUGUUAAGCAUCUGGAAUAUGUAGCAAGUAAGGUUUUGAUGAUGCUAAAUAACUUAAAAGAUCAAGGUUUGUACAGUUCUGAUUUCUGUUAGAGUGUUGAUAUGAGUGUCGUCUUUUCUUAUGUAUUUGCUCUUGCCAGUUUUUGGCAUGCAAUACCCUUGAACUCCGUUUGACCAGGCCACUGUCCUAGCCUCCUUAAAUUAAUUAACUCUGCCAUAAUAGAAUUAUUUCCACACACUGAAACUUCAGUAAAACCUAUGAAUACCGGAUGACUUCCUUCCAACUGAAAUUAGCUUUUACUUGGAAUUUUCCCUACCUUUAGGCCACUGUCUGCCACAGAAUUGCACAUGGAGUUCCCAUCAAUUCCAGCAGGACUUGUGGAUGCAAAAUGGUAGGGUAAACUUGAGGCAGAAUGUUAUGGCAACCUGAUGCAAUUAAGCUGGUUUCAUUUUAAUCCCCUAUUUUCAGGGGGUUUCAGUUUAGCCAAAAUCACUUACUCAGAGCUGAAAUUUGGCAUGUUUGUUUUCCGCUGGGAAAUAUGCUUCUGUUUAAUAAUAUUUUUAUGCGAUUGUAUUUAUGGAAAUGGAAAGAAAAAUGUCAUGAAGCUAGUUUUGUUGCACUUUUCUAAUGCUUUUCUAUUUUGCAUAGAGUUCUAGAAUAUGAACAAGUUGUUUGGGGAAGUCAAGGCUUAAAACCUACUCUGCCCCCAGCACAGCAAUGUAUUACGUGCAUUUUCAUUCUAGUGAUAUAUGUAUUAUUUUAAUUGCAUGUAACUAGUGUAUUUAUAUGGUAAUUAGGAAGCCCAGUGGACAUUUCCUGCUGCAGAGGAGCCAUUGGCAGUCCUGGUUCCACAGUUCAUGAACUGACCUGUUUUGACAGUAGACUGCAUUUGCAAUAAUGGAAUAGUCAAUUUUUGUUUCUGAACUCUGUUUCAGCAAAUAGAAGGAGGCUCCUUUUUUUUUUUUUUUUUUGUUCCAUUGUUGAAAUUUCUCUGGAGGCUUUUACUGGUUUCCAAUUAUUGCAUAUGUUUAAUUAGGAUGAUUACUUGGAAAUCAGUUCAGUAAGGAGGGCACAAGUACACAUAACAUACUCAAGUAAUUAAUCCUUGUAACUUACAACAUUUCAGUUUGUUAGAAACUUUUGUUUUUACGUGUAUUGUAAGGUCAAUUUCUCUAUUUUUAAGUAGCACUUUUAUACGUAUCUGAAGGGGGUUUUUUGAACUGAAAUAUUUUUUCUGUGUGUUAUCGAAUGGGAAGAAAGUAUAACACUACUAAACAAAGCAUAGACUAAUUAGCCUCCAAACUGUAAAAUCACUUUAGGUCAGUAACGAUCAAGAGUUGUUCCAUGUAUAUGAAAUACAUCAGUGAUCCCAUUUAAUAUUGGAUAACUCUCUAGACCAAAGUCAGAAGGGCAUUAAUUGGUACCCUCCAACUCUUGGAUGAGGGUACUUUCAGUUCAGGCAUGGGGCAGAAUUGACAGAACAGUGUGAUGAACUUUGGACUUCAUGAAAUAACAGAAUUUUAUUGAGGUCUUAGUCUAACUUCACAGCACUGUAUUGGAUAAGGACUAACCUUGUUUGAGAUGACACUGUAGCCAGUAAUAUUUUCUAAAUAGCUAUUUUAAAGCUCAUUUUCUGUGGCCUUUAAAGAUGAUGUAAAAAACAGUGAUUCUUGAAAACUCUUCUCAUCCAUCCAGCUUUUCUGAUUUGUAUUGUUUUAUACUCCCUUGAAACACAACCGUUAGACUGACCCAACAGUACAUGUGUGGGUUUAGUAAUUCUUGAUCUAGACAACAAGCACUUUUCUUUCUUCCAGAACCCUUUCAAAUGGUUUACACACACACGUUGACAUAUAUGGACAUCUUACAUAUAUAGAGAGGUUUUGCAUAAAUGUAUAUAUGCACAUAUAUAUACACACACAUAUACAUACAUGUGUGUAUACAUAUAUGUACAUCUGCAGGUUCUUAACAAAACUAAGCAUUUUUCAAGUAGUGGUUGCGUCUUGAAUACUUAGGGUGGUGUAUGAGUGUAUAUAUUUAAAAGGUAAGGACGAAAAAUUUUGUUUGCUUCUGGUUAGAGCUGAGAAAUACAGGGUUGAGGAAAAUUUGGAAGUAUGAUCAAAUUUUAUUUCACCGUUUCUGGUUUGAAAGGCACAAGCUGUUAAUCGUCGGAACUUAAAAGGUCGGCAAGUGUAUUUUAAGCUAAACCUUUUGGAGGACCAAUAUGCUUUUAGUUUGCAAGGACCACUAAAGAUCUGGGCAUUUACUUUCUCCAUAAUGUAUUCUGUAUGAGUAUUUAGUAUGUAUGCCUUCAAUUUGCCAAUGUUGCCAUGUUUUCUUCUUAAUUAUUCAUGAAAUAAAGAUUGCAAAUAGAAAA